Messenger RNA from Andrographis paniculata, 1004 nucleotides. RefSeq lists its product as uncharacterized. The coding region runs from base 149 to 826 and encodes 225 amino acids. The record is from RefSeq and is a predicted model, not a curated record. Gene Ontology annotation, molecular function: RNA methyltransferase activity; RNA binding. The transcript has 4 exons. Lineage: Eukaryota; Viridiplantae; Streptophyta; Magnoliopsida; Lamiales; Acanthaceae. Gene Ontology annotation, biological process: RNA processing.
CCAUAAUAUGUAACCUUGAAACGACGUCGGAUUUGCUGGUCAAGAAACCUUUCCUCUCACAGGAUUCGGAAACUACAAAAUAGCCGCCGCCGCCGCCGCCGCCGGUGGGUUCUCCUCGAGUCACUUCCAAAGGACAUCUGUGAUUCAAAUGGAUAUCGACGAUAGCAAGCAGCAGAAGUACGAAAGCUUCGUCGUCGUGCACAACAUAGCAAAGCGGCACAACGUUGGAACCCUCGCCCGUAGCGCCACCGCGUUUGGGGUGGCCGAGCUGAUACUGGUAGGGCGGCGUGACUUCAACGCUUUUGGAAGCCACGGUUCGACAUCACACCUCCGAUUCCGCCACUUUCAUUCUCUUUCUCUUGCCCGUAGUUUCCUCAAGGAGAGGGAUUGUGAUAUAUGUGGAGUGGAGAUUACGGAUGAUGCUGUAGCAGUGAAUAAGCACCCCUUUACGAAGAGUACAGCGUUUCUUCUUGGCAAUGAGGGAACAGGGCUUUCAGCUAAGGAGUGCGAGAUAUGUGAUUUCUUUGUCUACAUUCCACAAUAUGGCGGUGGCACUGCUUCAUUGAAUGUUACUGUAGCUGCUUCCAUUGUCCUUCAUCACUAUGCAGUAUGGGCUGGAUUCCCAGAGAGAACCCGCGAAGGCAGCAAGUUUGUCGUGUCUGCAAAGCCUGCUCAACAUAUGAGAAGAAAUUACUGCUCAGAAACAGCCGAAUCAAUUGCUGAGGAGCGAAAGCUGAGAAAAGAAAAUGGUGCUAACGGUUUCUUUGACGACAGUGGAAAGGAAGAAGCUCCAUCUAACCUCUUAGAUACGUUAUUUAGCUCGUGAUUGAAAUUCAAAUUCCGCCAACAAAAGUGUCAAGUUCACCAGAGUUUUAAGCUAUUAUCAGAAUCGAGCUUAGUUAUCAGCCGCCAAUUAAAUUUGGUGCAUCACAUUUGUAUGUUAGAUUUUCAAGACUCCGACUGAUUCCUCAAGUUUUUAACAAUCGGUAUAAUUUUUUCCUUCA